UUCUUUCUUGAUUCGAGGGUCGAGCACUCAAAGCACUUCGACGACCCAUUCCUUCAGUCUUUAAUAGUAAACGAAUUGAAAGAGGUGACGUGUGAACGUAAACGUGAGCGAAGAGUUACCAAAUCAAAUGGAGGAAUUGGCCUUGGAAGAUGCCGGGACUCGGGUCACUCUUGCUACAAGUCAUCACCCUAAAUAUCCAGCGGCUAACGUACUCGAAGAAUCGGGCACUAAGCCGUGGAUUAGUACGGGAAUGUAUCCACAGACCAUUGUGCUGACUUUCAGCGACUUAAAGGCCGUAACCAUGGUCGGGCUCAAGAGCUACAACGUCAAGGAAAUCGAAAUUGAAAGCUCUUCGACAGACAGAACAACUAACUUUACAGCCAUAAAGACGAAGAUUUUGCCAAUAUCACUGGGAUCUCCUCAAGACCACGUGAUCGUGGAUUCUAAAGACACUGCAGCAUUUGGAGCCCAGCAUAUCCGCCUUCGAAUCACAGCCGGAUAUGACAAUUUUUGUGCCAUUUAUCAGUUGUCCAUUAAAGCUUCGGACAACGCUGGCGCGAGGUUGGAUUCGACUGAUGCAAGUCCGGCUUUUGAUAGCACCAACGCUAACGAGAAACCUUUUAAAAGCCAAUCGGAACAGGAGAAAAAGUUCGAAUUCUCGUUCUCACAACCCAAGGCUAAUUCGGGAGACCCGUUCGUGUUUAACGCCCAACGUCAAGCCGAAGAAGUGUCCAAAGCUGCCGAGAACUUCGGUUUCCGUGUCCCAUCCGCCAAGAAGCGCAUGAAUGGGACAAAUCGGGACAAUGCCGAGACGUCCGAGGACGAUGGUGAUGAUGAUGAUCGCGGCAUCCCUCAGCCAUCCUGGCGACCAGGAGCCACUAACUUUGACGAUCUGCCUUUGCCUAAACCUAGUGAUCCACAGAGCUUAUUCAAUCAGGACGAUGACCAGGACAAUGAUGAUGAGCAAGAGGAAGAGGAAAGCCAGGAUCCACUCUAUCCCGAAUCUGUUCCAGUUCGUGACCUAGUACAUGGGUCCCGAUUUCCUCCGGCUGAGAAUGGAACAGUCUUCCCACGAUCCAAUGAGGUGACUGGCUUUAAUUUCGGGGCUAAAAAGGACUCUGAAGAGGAUGCGGAUGUGGAUUCGGAUGGAGACGAUAGCAGCAAUCGGGUGACCACGUUUGGAGACGCGUUUAACAUGCUCGAUGGCGAAAACGACUCCGACGAACUGUGAGCUGUGUUACAUUGUGUGUUUGUAUUCGUUACAUGGAUAUUAUAUUCUUUCUCAUCAUGGCA
Molecule: messenger RNA, 1293 nt
Organism: Tigriopus californicus
Lineage: Eukaryota; Metazoa; Arthropoda; Copepoda; Harpacticoida; Harpacticidae
Exons: 5
Coding region: 128-1231 (367 amino acids)
Biological process (GO): intraciliary transport
Cellular component (GO): intraciliary transport particle B; cilium; centrosome
Source: RefSeq, a predicted model, not a curated record